AUGGGGAAAGUAUCUUAUGGGUUUUUGGCGUUGAUGCUUGUAGUUGUGGUGAUAGGGGUUGUAGAGUGUAGGAGAUUUGAGAAGGAGACGUUGGGAGGUGGUGGACUUGGUGGUGGGUUUGGGGGAGGAAAAGGUUUUGGUGGUGGUCUAGGUGGUGGUGCUGGUGGUGGUCUAGGAGGUGGUGGAGGCCACGGUGGAGGUAUUGGCGGUGGUGUUGGUGGUGGUCUAGGAGGUGGUGGAGGACUAGGAGGAGGUAGUGGGGGUGGUGCUGGAGGAGGUGCUGGUGGUGGUCUAGGAGGUGGAGGAGGACUCGGAGGAGGCGGUGGUGCUGGUGGUGGUUUAGGAGGUGGUGGAGGACUCGGAGGAGGCCACGGUGGAGGUAUUGGCGGUGGUGCUGGAGGAGGUGGUGGUUUAGGAGGUGGUGGAGGACUCGGAGGAGGCCAUGGUGGAGGUAUUGGUGGUGGUUCCGGAGGAGGUGCUGGUGGUGGUUUAGGAGGUGGUGGAGGACUUGGAGGAGGCCAUGGUGGAGGUAUUGGUGCCGGAGGAGGUGCUGGUGGUGGUCUAGGAGGUGGUGGAGGCCUCGGAGGAGGCCAUGGUGGAGGUAUUGGUGGUGGUGCCGGAGGAGGUGCUGGUGGUGGUGCCGGAGGAGGUGCUGGUGGUGGUCUAGGAGGUGGUGGAGGAGGAGGUGCUGGUGGAGGAUUCGGAGGAGGUCAAGGUGGAGGUAUUGGCGGUGGUUCAGGAGGAGGAUUUGGUAGUGGUGCUGGCGGAGGAGCUGGUGGAGGUAUUGGAGGAGGCGCUGGUGGAGGAGGUGGCGGAGGGUUUGGUGGAGGCGGAGGUCACGGUGGAGGUGUUGGUGGAGGAUUUGGUGGAGGAUCAGGCGGAGGAUUUGGCGCUGGUGCUGGUGCUGGCGGAGGAGCUGGUGGAGGAUUUGGUGGUGGAGGUGGUGGCGGUGGUGGAUUUGGCGGUGGAUUUUAA
This is a messenger RNA of Microthlaspi erraticum, 975 nucleotides long. The record is from the annotation of a GenBank genome assembly. NCBI's taxonomy places the organism in Eukaryota, Viridiplantae, Streptophyta, Magnoliopsida, Brassicales, Brassicaceae.